This is a messenger RNA of Humulus lupulus (European hop), 1470 nucleotides long. RefSeq lists its product as uncharacterized. Gene Ontology annotation, biological process: DNA integration. Gene Ontology annotation, molecular function: nucleic acid binding. The transcript has 6 exons. Bases 1 to 1470 code for a protein of 489 amino acids. Lineage: Eukaryota; Viridiplantae; Streptophyta; Magnoliopsida; Rosales; Cannabaceae. The record is from RefSeq and is a predicted model, not a curated record.
AUGUUGGAAACUGAAACUUUAUCUGAGUUUUAUGAAAAGUUAUCUGAUAUUGCUAAUGAGUUUUUUGCCUUGGGAGAAAAACUAGAUGAAUCUGUGUUGGUUCGAAAAAUAGUUCGUGUGCUUCCAGACAGGUUUGACACAAAAUUGCUAGCAAUGGAGGAGGCUAAGGAUUUUGGCAAAAUGAAGGUUGAGGAGCUUAUGGGUUCGUUAAGAACAUUUGAGCUAAAUCAACAAAUAAAGCAAAAGGGUAAGCCGAAUCCUUCAAUUGAAAAAAGAAAAGGUAUUGCAUUUAAAGUUUCUGAUGAUGAAAUGGCCUUGUUAACAAAAAAUUUUCAAAAGUUCAUGAAAAAGGUUGGAAAUAAAAAGAUUUUUUCAAAAACUCCAAAAGGUUUUAAUGUUACUUGGAUUGAUGAUGAUUUUGAAAGUAGUGAAGAGGAUAAUGAGAAAGUUGCUUUAACCAGUGUUUUGUCAAGUGCUUUUCAGGAAAGAGGAAAUUUUUUGUGUUUAAACAAUACCUUGAUUGAUGUCAAUAAAAAGGAAAUUGACUUGGAUUCAGACGAGUCAAAACUCAAUGAGGAAUCAUUGGCUGAAUCAUACAAGGUAAUGUAUGAACUUGACAAAUUGAAAAGAAAUGUUAAAAUGCUAAAUCCAGUAUCUACCAUUUUUGAGGAGGGUUCUGUUUUUACAGCAGAACGUUGUGUUUCUACAGAAAUGAAGCAGUCGGAUAAGCCUAAAAAUUCUCAUGGGAAAAAGAAACGUUUCAUUCCCUCUUGUCAUUUUUGUGGAGUAAAAGACCAAUGCAAUGUGAAGAAAAUUACUUUUGGUAAUGGUCUAGCUGGAAAUGUCAUAGGGAUGGGAGCUCUUAAUUUUGAAGGUCUACCCAGGCUUAAGAAUGUAAUGUUGGAUGAAGGACUAAGAGCUAAUCUUCUUAGCGUUAGUCAAAUUUGUGAUCACGGUUGCACUGUUAAUUUUGAUAGUAAUCGUUGCUAUGUUGUUAAUGACCAAGAUGAAAUUAUUUUGCAAGGGUUUAGAUCUAAUGAUAAUUGUUACACUCUCACUACAUAUGCUACUUGUCACUCUGCCAUAUAUAACUCUACUGAUUUAUGGCAUGAAAAGCUUGGACACAUUCAUUUAAAAAAUUUGAAAAAACUGUCAAAUGCAGGAAUUGUUCAAGGAUUACCCAAACUGGGUAAAGAAUCUGUGGGAAAAUGCGAACCAUGUCAACUUGGUAAGCAAUUGAAAAUUUCUCACAAAAGUAUUCCUGAUGUGAGUACUCCCAAUGUUCUUGAACUUCUUCAUAUGGAUCUAAUGGGUCCAAUUCAGGUUGAAAGUUUGAAUGAUUGUAAUAUUGGAAAGAUUGUUCGGAUUAGGAGUGAUCAUGGAAAAGAAUUUGAAAAUAUUGUUUAUGAUGAGUUUUGUAAAUCUAAAGGUAUUUCUCAUGAAUUUUCUGCUCCUAAAACUCCUCAAUAA